This is a messenger RNA of Colletotrichum abscissum, 765 nucleotides long. RefSeq lists its product as uncharacterized. The coding region runs from base 1 to 765 and encodes 254 amino acids. The transcript has a single exon. The record is from RefSeq and is a predicted model, not a curated record. NCBI's taxonomy places the organism in Eukaryota, Fungi, Ascomycota, Sordariomycetes, Glomerellales, Glomerellaceae.
AUGCCUGCCAUUCCCAUCUUCAAGGACACUCCGAUCAACGCCUCCAAGGCAUCGGGAGCCACUCCGCAAACCGAGGAACCACAAGCCAGGGACCAUUCCAAUAACGUCGCCGAAUUAUCGCAAAGUCAAGUCGGCGCACCCGCACCAUCAUCCACCGGCCAGCAGCCAUACCCGCCGGCACAGCCUGGUGCCGCCCCGUCUCUCCCUGUCCAGACAGCUUCCGCACAAGCAUAUCCUGCUCCGCGCCCAACUCCCACUCAGAAGACGAAUGAUGUCAGUCCUCCGCCGCCCCAACCAGGUGCUGCCCCCGUACCGGUAGCGGGUACGUCGACUCUGCCUCCUCCGCCGAAGGCAGGCCAGACCUACCAGCCUCCAGCCCCAACACCCGCCACUACGGCCACCGUUUCUUACCCUCCACAAAUGGGUAUCCCUCCUCCAACCAUGUCACACGCGGCGUUGCGAGGAUCUUCCACGUCUACUACUAAUGGACCUCAGAUGACUGGGCCGCGACCUGUCCCACUGGGAGGCGAUCCUCCACUCAGCCUUGAACACCCUCCAGGAUAUCAGCAAGACGUUAGUGCGUCUGAAUUCAGUAGCCAUCAAAGAGCUGCUCACCAAGCUGCGGUAGCAUCAUCGGCAGAGAAAGGCUAUCAAAGUCAGCCGGAAGAAGGAGUAUGGGACACUGCGAAGAAAUGGGCACAAGCUGCUGGUGGCAGUUUGGCUGCGGCCGAGCAAGAAGUCUGGCGAAGAAUCAACAAAGACUAG